Fonsecaea erecta is the source of this 1686-nucleotide messenger RNA. RefSeq lists its product as hypothetical. The transcript is spliced from 2 exons. Gene Ontology annotation, molecular function: transcription cis-regulatory region binding. Bases 1 to 1686 code for a protein of 561 amino acids. Lineage: Eukaryota; Fungi; Ascomycota; Eurotiomycetes; Chaetothyriales; Herpotrichiellaceae. Gene Ontology annotation, cellular component: Set1C/COMPASS complex. The record is from RefSeq and is a predicted model, not a curated record.
AUGUCGACACGCGACAAGGCCCUCUUCAAGAUUCCUGAUUUGCUAAAGAAGAGAACUAAAGCCCAACCUGAGCCCGAGUCCGCCAUGGACGAGUCUUCAGGCCGUGGCCAUCGGGAGAAAAAACCAAGCGAAAAGCUCAAGGAACAGGUCUCGGCCAAGAUUGACCGCAUCGAAGACGCGAGACCUGUCGCCCUUCCCACUUACAUUGCGCCCAAUGACCCCAAAUUUCUUCAGGACCAGAAGGAGAUCCAAAAGUUCUUUGAUCACUCGAAAGUAGCCCCGAACGGCGACAAAACCGACUUCUACACCCUCGGAACACACGUCGAGAGCAAGGAGAAACGCUACUAUAUUCGUGCGAAAAGAGAUCCUUCCACCUUUUAUUUCCACGCCGACGAGCCUCCUCCACGCUACGCUCGCCUCAGCGACGAAAAUCAUCCCCAAUGUGGCGUCGAGAAUCUCAAGAAUGUCUUUACCAAGGACAUGUUGGGCAAAAGUGGGGAGUUUGGUAGCUACACUACAAGGGCCAAUGUCUUUGCCCGCGAAGGACAGUUUUUCUUCGAAGCCAAGGUCAUCAGCAUCGCCCCGCCCGGUCGAGAAGCCCCGGAUCGCGCUUUGGCAGAGACUCAGAAUGCUGACAGGACGUCAACAAACCGAGGCGGUCUGAGGGUGGGCUUCUGUAGACGUGAACAUCAUUGGAGCGAGAACCUGGGAGGCAACGCCUACUCAUAUGCCGUCAUCCUGAGGAGCGGGAGGUCAAAAGAGUAUGGCAGUGUGCGGUUCAAUACCAUGAUGUACCACAUGAAGGGCGAAGGUGCGCAAGAUCCCGACGACUUAUCCCCUGGGGAUGUUGUAGGGCUCAUGAUCACGCUGCCAUCACUGGAGGUACACAAAAAGGUGGUCGAGGGCACUUACAUCCCGGCUGAAUACCCCGAUCUCAAAUGUGGUCCAGCUGUUAUAAAGAAGAAGGGAGGCGCCGGCAAGAAAUCUGUCAAGGGCGGAUCGAAGCCCAAGGAGGGCGACGUGGUUAAGAGCAAAGAGGAUCCGGUCAAGAAACCACACCAUGCUCGAGAUGCCAUCCGCUCCGCCGUGACUCCCAUACUGGGAUGCACUGCGCCCUCCGAUCACGACAUCAUCCGCGACCGCAAUCCGUUCCUCCACAAAGGCCUGACUUACUUCGAAUGUCCAGAGUACACGCCCAACUACGAUCUCAGCCGGCCCACGCUGAAUACGAAAAACAAGUCCGUCAACCCCGAAACUGGCAAGAAGUACGACCUCCUGACCGAGCCUCAUCCUAACCAUGACCUCCCGCACCUGCGCACCCUACCUGGCAGCAAGAUUGAACUCUGGGUGAAUGGUAAAUAUCGAGGGGUGGUCUGGGAACAUCUAUUUGCAUUCCUGCCGCCUGCUUCUUACAUUGAGAAGGGCUCCAGGGCCGUCACCGGAGGGCAUGGCGACGUAGACGACGGCUUGCUCGGUUAUUACCCCGCGAUCAGCCACUACACCGGCGGAGCGAUCGAGUGCAAAUUUGAUGGACCCUGGUGGUAUGGGUACGACAAGGACGGCCCUGCACACCCAAUGCCCGCCCGAUUGGUGAGCGGUAUCAAGAACAAAUCGUUGAGGACAUGGUUAACGACCUCGUGGACGAGAUCUACCAGGAGAAGCUCUACGGAGACCGCGAUUGGAUGA